Molecule: messenger RNA, 642 nt
Organism: Penicillium verhagenii
Lineage: Eukaryota; Fungi; Ascomycota; Eurotiomycetes; Eurotiales; Aspergillaceae
Exons: 4
Coding region: 1-642 (213 amino acids)
Source: RefSeq, a predicted model, not a curated record
AUGUAUAAUCUCUUUUUGUCAUUCGUCUUGGCCUUCUGCCUAGCCACGCGCUGGGCAGUUGCUGCUUCGACUCCAAGUCAGAUCGCCGACUCCCUCAAUGACCUAGCACAGCAAGGAUAUGCUGCUAAGGCACUCGUGGUAAAAAUGAAUACCACUGCGGACGCUGGUCCAAUCUCUGAUUUUUACAAUGAGAUAGACGGGAUGGUCACUGCGGUUCUAUCAGAUGUAAAGGAUGUGGUCAACACGCCGAUCAUUUCCGAUUCGGGGGAAGAACAGACGGUCUACAAUGGAUACUCAAGUUUUGUGCAAUCCCUCCUUGAACUCAUGGACGCUUUGUCGAGCAGCGCAUCCCAGCUGAAAUCGAUCGACUCAGCAACCAAGGACAGAGUUCCCUCUGAAGUUCGCUACUUGCAAAGUGCCGUUGACGCCUACUUCUACAACGUCAUCGGUCUUUUCCCAGAGACCAGCGCGUACAAUACCCAGGCCAGCAACCAGAAGUCUCAGGUUGAUACGCACUGCUUCCAGGCUGUUUCGGCAUUUGAUCUCAAUUAUAACAAUGGUAAUCAGGGUGCUUCCCAAGGGCGUAACCAAGGCCCCUUCCACUCGGGUCGAUUCAGAAAGCACCGCUCCUCCCCAUUUUAA